This is a messenger RNA of Chaetura pelagica (chimney swift), 327 nucleotides long. RefSeq names its product FUN14 domain containing 2 (gene FUNDC2). Gene Ontology annotation, cellular component: mitochondrial outer membrane. The transcript has 4 exons. Bases 1 to 327 code for a protein of 108 amino acids. Lineage: Eukaryota; Metazoa; Chordata; Aves; Apodiformes; Apodidae. Gene Ontology annotation, biological process: autophagy of mitochondrion. The record is from RefSeq and is a predicted model, not a curated record.
AUGAGCCUCUUGGAACAAGGGUACCUUCUUCCCUGGAGGUGUACUGGAUUCAUCUUCCAGAAAGUUGGGAAGCUGGCAGCAACAGCAGUGGGAGGUGGCUUUUUCCUCCUUCAGAUUGCAAACCACACGGGAUACAUCAAAGUGGACUGGAAGCUGGUGGAACGGGACGUGAACAAAGCCAAGCAGCAGCUGAAAUUUCACAGCAGUGGUAACAAAAUGUCUCCAGAAGUGAAAAGCAGAGUGGAUGAGGUGAUCAUAUUUCUGAAGAAGAAUGUUAUCCUGACUGGAGGGUUUGCUGGAGGAUUCCUGCUUGGAAUGGCAUCCUAG